AAACGGGCGCUGAUCAACAGGGGAAACGUUGAUGCUAGCACACUGCCAGGCAGACAGAACGCUCAGUGAAGACAUUCUGUAAGAUGAAAUGAAAGAUCAGAGCUUCUCCGAGAUGAGCAGCACGGCAGCCUCAGGCCUGCAAGGCAGGGUCCGGAAAACGCUGGGAAAGGUCUUCGGGUUUGAGUCCUUCAAGACUUCCCUGCAGGAAAGUGCAACCAUGGCUGUGGUGAGAGGCGAGAAGGAUGUCUUUGUAUGCAUGCCCACAGGGGCAGGGAAAUCCUUGUGCUACCAGCUUCCUGCAGUUCUGGCAGUGGGCAUCACCAUUGUCAUUUCACCUCUGAUUGCACUGAUUCAGGACCAAGUGGACCAUUUGCUGGCUCUGAAGAUCAAAGCCUGCUCUCUGAACUCCAAGCUUUCUGCCCAGGAAAAGAAGACCAUCCUGGCUGACUUGGCAAGUGAGAAGCCUCAGAUAAAGCUUCUGUACAUCACCCCAGAGAUGGCAGCUGCCUCAUCCUUCCAGCCUACACUCAACUCCCUAGUGUCUCGAAAUCUCCUGUCCUACCUGAUAAUUGAUGAAGCUCAUUGUGUCUCCCAGUGGGGACAUGAUUUCCGACCAGACUACCUACGGCUGGGCACCUUGCGUACUCGCAUACCCAAUACACCAUGUGUUGCUUUGACUGCCACUGCUACCAAGCAAGUCCAGGAUGAUAUUGUGACAGCACUUAAGCUAAAGCAACCACUUGCUACCUUUAAGACUCCUUGCUUCAGAUCUAACUUGUUCUAUGAUGUGCAAUUCAAAGAGCUCUUGACUGAUCCUUAUGCCAACUUGAAGGAUUUCUGUCUGAAGGCACUGGAAGUGAAGAACACCACUGGGGUGUACUCCGGCUGUGGCAUUGUGUACUGCAGGAUGAGGGAUGUGUGUGACCAGCUGGCAAUUGAAUUGAGCUACCGAGGAGUGAAAGCCAAAGCAUAUCAUGCAGGGCUCAAGGCAGCUGACAGGACUUCAGUCCAGAAUGAAUGGAUGGAAGAGAAGAUACCAGUUAUUGUUGCAACCAUCAGUUUUGGAAUGGGAGUAGACAAGGCAAAUGUCAGGUUUGUUGCUCAUUGGAACAUUGCCAAGUCAAUGGCAGGAUAUUACCAGGAGUCUGGCAGAGCUGGUAGAGAUGGGAAGCCCUCCUGCUGCCGCCUCUAUUACUCUAGGAACGACCGGGAUCAAGUUAGCUUCCUGAUUAAGAAGGAACUGUCUAAAAUCCAGGAAAAAAAAGGCACCUUAAAAGAAUCUGACAAGUCUGUGAUGACAGCUUUUGAUGCUAUUGUAAGCUUCUGUGAGGAGCUGGGGUGUCGUCACGCUGCCAUAGCGAAGUACUUUGGCGAUGUCACCCCACCUUGCAAUAAGUGCUGUGAUUACUGCAAGAACCCAGAGGCAGUGAAAAGGCAGCUGGAGGCACUGGAGCGCUGCAGCAACAACUGGAGCAAAACUUGCAUUGGGCCCACAGGAUCCUCCUGGGACAGCUACGACCCAGAGCUGUACGAAGGGGGAAGGAGAGGCUGCAGAGGUUUUAGCAGGUAUGAUGAAGAAAGCAGUGGGAAUGGGGAUGAAGCCAACGAAGAGAAUCGGAAACGGGAGUGGGACAACUUCUACAAAAAGCAGAUGAGUCUGCGCAGAGGCAAAGAACCAGAAAAAGAAGAUUUUGUUCCUCCAAGUGCAGACUGCCCCUUGAAGGAUGCCUUCAGCAGAAGAAUCUCUAAGCUCACAGUGAAGGGACGGGAGCACUGCUUGAAGAUACUGGAAGAAGCUUUGAGUGCCAACCAAGAGGUUCCAACAGCAGUAGGAAAAUGGUCAGACCCUCAUGCCUGUGCGGUGGAGCUGGAGUAUGAAGCUUUCAGAACCAGUAAAAUGGCUAACUCAUACAAGGCAUCUGUGCUAAAGAAGGUAGCAGAGAUCAACAAAGCAUCAAAAGAAGGAGCGUUGUUCUCAGUCUUUGGGUCAGGAACUGGAGGCAGCAGCAGCUCAAGAACAAAAUCUGAGUCUCCAGCAGAGGAGGAUUUCCUCCCUGCAUCCCAAGUUUACUCGUUCAAACCCAAGCGUGUGGGAGCUGGCUUUCCAAAGAAGUCUGGCUUGUUCCAGACAGCUUCAGAACUGCUGAAGGUCCAGGAAGAUAACGAUACAAAGCUGGUCAAAAAAGAAGAUUGUCCAAACAAACAAGACAACAGCAACUGCAGUCUGGAACUGGACACAAAACCCACUGUUCUCCAGACUAAAAAAAGAGCAACCAAAGCAGUGUGUGAGAGUGCUGAGGUAGCAGUAGUCCUUCCUGAGAAGAAGGUACAGCAUACCAGUCCAGACACAAAAGCUGCCCUUGGGGAUAGCCCUGUUAAGAAGACCAAACCCACCAAAAAGCAGCAAAUGCUGGCAGAAGCGGCCAAAAAAGAAUCACAGGAUAUUUCCAAGUUCUUCUCCCUUUCCAAAGGUGGAUCUAAAGCCAAAAGUUGCAGCUCAACAGAGGAAGUCAGCUCUACUGCAAGCACACUACCUCAGGUUUCUUCUCAAAGCAUAUGUCAAGAGAAAUCAAUACCUCAGGAAAACAAAGAUGCCUCUGGAGAAGAUGUGACAGGACAGUCCCAGGGGGAGAAUGAGGAGCUGGGAGAGACAGAAGAAAUGCUGACUGGGAGGGAGGAGGACUGUAAGAUCCAGCAGGCUGCUGAAUCUACACUCCUUCAGGAAGAACUUGAUGUAUCGAGUGUUGCUGAAAGUGUCACAGAAGCUGAACAAGCUGUUGUUGGGGAAGGUCAGAGUGAGAAGCGACUAGGAUCAGAUGAGGAUGCAGAAAGUCCUGCAGCAAAGCGGAUGCGGACAGCAGCAAAAUCUUCUAUUCUGUCCCAGCCAGAAAGCAAAAGUGUGGGUCUGACAAAGAAGAAGGUGACUUUUGAUCCAAACUUAUUGCAGAGUGAUAAAGAAGAAGGCAGCAAGACCAUGCAGCCUGUGACCAAAAGCAUGUCCCUCAAAGAGAUAGCAGACAUCGUUGUUAAAUAUUUGACCCCAUUCUACAAGGGUGGCAAAUUUGCUUCCAAGGACCUGUUUAAGGGCUUUGCUCGGCACCUGUCUCACUUACUGACUGAAGAUCAGAACCCUGCUCGCAAGACCGUGAAGGAAGAAGCACAGAGACUCAUUAAGGAGUUUUUCAAAACACGAGUCAGAUGUGAGAGUGAAACAGACUGGCAGGAGCUGCACUGCUCGGAGGGAUGAUCCUUGCAUCUUGCUGGCUCUCUUCCUUCUUCCAGCAGUGGGACCAGGGGAUGUUGAGGAACUUAGCCAUGGAGCGUUUCAAGAAAAUGCAGAAGUGAGUCUUCUUUUCCCACUGCAUUUUUGCUCUCUUCUAUCUACAGUGUCACCUUAGCAACACACAUUUCCAGGAAGCCAGUUUCUCUGAAUUUAGAGAGUGUUUCUCCAAAAAACAGGGAACUAAGGCCCUACAGUACCUCUUGCCAAGAGGCACAAAGUCUCCUUCCGCUGUGUAGGUUAGAGGCUGCUGCCUCAGAUGUUUUGCAGUGUUCCCUGCAGCAGUCUGGGAGGGUAUCACACUUUCCAACUGAGACUCUGCUUUGGGAUAGCUCCUCUCCUUGCUUCCCCAUCUCUUAGUCCUUAUUUAAGUGUUACCAAUAGAAGCCUUAUGCUACAAAUGAGUUCACGUGCUUUUGCUCAGGGCUGCUAAUGCUGAACUUGGUGGUUGAGUUCUGGAUGGAGCGUUUUUCCUUGGAAGGCAGCAGGGGAGUGUUCUGUUUUUACCCUGCAGGCAAUGCUGACUUUCUGAAGGUAGAGAAAUUCAGAUUUUUUGUUUGUUUGUUUGUUUUAAUCCUAAGUUAAUUUCUUUUUAACAGUGUCUAGUUCUGCCUGCCCUUUGAACUUCAGUGGUGUUGAUCUCUCAGUGUUAACCUCUCCAGCAGUGGCACUAAAGUUGCCAGUGCUUUUCCAGCAUUUGCUUGUAACCCCUAAAGCCAUAUCUGUUCCCUGUGCCUCACCCACAGCCCGCAGUACAGAGGGCAAUGCUGCUGUUACUACUAGUUAAUGUACUGCUGUGGCUCUCAGGUUGACACUGUAGUGCCUCUGCUGCUAUAUUUAUAUAAAGACCUGAACUGUAGGGUAUCAGUGGGCUUGAAAUAACCUGAUUCCCUAGCACAGGUUCUUUCUGUUGGGUUUUAGUUGGGUUCUGCCUUUUUUUCACGCUUACAGAGGCUGGUGGCCUCAGGCACUUGUGCUGCUAGAGGAAUCUGCAGCCUGAGAAGCCAUGAAACAGACUUUUGAAUCACUGUACUCAACGGAUUAUUAUUUUUAUGUGCCGAAGGGUAUGUGCGGAACUAAUAAAACAAUGUUAUAGCA
Molecule: messenger RNA, 4378 nt
Organism: Gallus gallus (chicken)
Lineage: Eukaryota; Metazoa; Chordata; Aves; Galliformes; Phasianidae
Gene: RECQL5
Product: RecQ like helicase 5
Exons: 20
Coding region: 89-3247 (1052 amino acids)
Biological process (GO): double-strand break repair via homologous recombination
Cellular component (GO): cytoplasm; chromosome
Molecular function (GO): 3'-5' DNA helicase activity; nucleic acid binding; ATP binding
Source: RefSeq, marked validated